Molecule: messenger RNA, 252 nt
Organism: Iphiclides podalirius (scarce swallowtail)
Lineage: Eukaryota; Metazoa; Arthropoda; Insecta; Lepidoptera; Papilionidae
Source: the annotation of a GenBank genome assembly
AUGGAGAAAACAAAUGGAGACCAACUCAAUAAUCCAGAAGGAUUUGUAAUUGACUCAGCUUUCUACGUGCCAACCAACCACCAACUCAACAAUGCCGAAGGAGUUGUUAACAACUCAGCUGCGAGCAGGUCAGGCAACCCUCCUAAUGAUGGAUAUGAGGAAAUAGACCGUGAACCGGCUUUGGUUGACUUUGGAAACCAGACUGAACCAUCCUCUGGAACACAACACAAUCCCAACUUGCAAGGUGGAAAA